AUGAAACCUCACGAUAGAACCGGCUUUACGAUCGCGAUCAUAUGCGCCCUGACUUUGGAAGGCGACGCCGUCGAGGUGAUUUUCGACGACAUAUACGAUGAACCGGGCCGAGGGUAUGGAAAGCAACCUGGUGACACGAACGCAUACGUUACAGGUAGAAUUGGCCAACACAAUGUUGUUCUGUGCUACAUGCCAUCCAUGGGUCGGAGCUCGGCUGCAAGCGUAGCCUCCAACCUCCGAUUCAGUUACACGGAAAUCAAGAUGGCUCUGGUUGUUGGCAUCUGCGGAGGAGCGCCUUUUCCUUCUGGCAAUUCGAAAAUCUUUCUCGGUGACGUGAUUAUCAGCGACUCAGUGAUUCAAUAUGACUUUGGGAGACAAUACCCGGGCGGAUUCCAACGCAAAACUGGCGUCAAAGAGAUCCUCGGUCGUCCUAACCGAGAAAUAAGGGGCCUCGCCAACAUGAUGGGGUCUCUUAGGACGCGUCAAAAUAUGGAAAAUGAUAUCUCCAACUAUCUGUCUGCGUUUAGACAGCCGAAGCUACGCUGGCACCACCCGACAUCAGAAGAUAUACUCUUCGACUCUUCCUUCGCCCACAAGCAUCGAUUUGAAACUCCAUCUUAUGACUGCAGGUGCUUCAGCGAGGACCGACCAAAUGAAAUUUGCAAAGAAGCAUCGGAGAUGUCUUGUGACCAACUUGCCUGUGAUCACCGUCACGUCAUUCGCCGUAGGAAAAGCAGCGAUGAUUCCGGCGUAUCCAUCCAUAUCGGGACUGUUGCGUCAGCGGACACUGUGAUGAAAUCAGGCGAGGAUCGUGAUAGGCUUGUGCGCGAGGAGCGGGUUCUUGGGUUCGAAAUGGAGGGUGCUGGAGUGUGGGAUAAUAUUCCAUGUGUCGUGAUCAAAGGAGUCUGCGAUUAUGCGGAUAGCCACAAGAGCAAAGACUGGCAGCAUUAUGCUGCAGCCACUGGAGCCUGUGCUGCUAAAUCGUUUAUCUCAAGGCUGCCUCCACCACCGAGAGAAGGUUCGUGA
Penicillium brevicompactum is the source of this 1026-nucleotide messenger RNA. Its product is annotated as 5'-methylthioadenosine/S-adenosylhomocysteine nucleosidase family protein. The transcript has a single exon. NCBI's taxonomy places the organism in Eukaryota, Fungi, Ascomycota, Eurotiomycetes, Eurotiales, Aspergillaceae. The coding region runs from base 1 to 1026 and encodes 341 amino acids. The record is from RefSeq and is a predicted model, not a curated record. Gene Ontology annotation, molecular function: catalytic activity. Gene Ontology annotation, biological process: nucleoside metabolic process.